AUGAAGCCUCAGCCUCAUGCUGUGUUGAUCCCAUACCCAGCACAGGGCCACAUAGCCCCUGUCCUGAAGCUGGCCAAGCUCCUCCACUCAAAGGGCUUCUUCAUCACCUUCGUCAACACCGAGUUCAACCACAACCGACUCCUUAGGGCCCGUGGGCCAGAAUCCGUAUCGGGCCUACCGGGCUUCCAGUUCCGGACCAUCCCCGAUGGGCUGCCCCCGUCCGACAAGGACGCCACACAGGACAUACCCGCGCUCUGCGACUCCCUCGACAAGAACGGAUGCGCCCCGUUUUUGGACCUAAUCGGGAGCCUCAACGGGUCGACCGACUGCCCGAAUGUGAGUUGCAUUGUGUCGGAUGGGGUGAUGAGCUUCACUCUUGACGCGGCGGAGAAGCUCGGUAUUCCGGAGGUUGUCUUCUUCACCACUAGUGCUUGUGGCUUCUUGGCUUAUUGUCACUAUGCUGAGCUCAAGGCCAGGGGAUUAUUUCCACUCAAAGAUGAGAGCCAAAUCACAAACGGGUAUCUUGAAACCGAGGUUGAGUGGGUCCCCGGGAUGGAAAACAUUAGGCUUCGGGACUUCCCCAGCUUCAUUCGGACCACGGACCCGGACGACAUCAUGGUCAACUACAACAUCCUCCAGACCAAAAACGCUUCGCGGGCCCGGGCCGUCAUCCUCAACACUUUCGACGACCUCGAGCGGCCCGUUCUGGCCGCCCUCCGCCGCAUAUUCGACAGCGUUCUCACCGUGGGCCCGCUCCAGCUCCUCGAGCACCGGCUCGUCCAGAGCCCCGAUACCCGGUCCAUCGGGUCGAGCCUAUGGAAGGAGGACGACGCGUGCGUGCCGUGGCUCGACCGACGGGCCCCGGACUCGGUCCUCUACGUCAACUUCGGGAGCAUCACCGUGUUGUCGCCCGAGCAGUUGCUCGAGUUCGCGUGGGGCCUCGCGAAUAGCGGCCACCACUUUCUGUGGAUAAUCCGGCCCGAUCUGGUGACCGGGGAUAAGGCGGUCCUGCCCGAGGAGUACUCGAAGGAGGUCUCGGGGCGGGCUAUGAUGGUGGGCUGGUGCUCGCAGGAGCGGGUCCUGGCCCACCCGGCGGUUGGGGGGUUUCUGACGCACUCGGGCUGGAACUCGACCGUCGAGGGGGUGUCAGAGGGCGUGCCGAUGAUUAGUUGGCCGUUUUUCGCGGAGCAACAGACGAAUUGCCGGUACGUGUGUCGCGAUUGGGGGAUGGGUGUGGAGAUUGAAGGGGAGGUGAGGAGAGAUAAAGUGGCCGAGCUUGUGAAGGUGUUGAUGGAAGGGGAGAAAGGGAAGGAGAUGCGGAAGAGGGCCGCCGGGUGGAAGGAGAAGGCCCGUUUGGCCGUAGGGCCCGACGGGUCGUCGUACAAGAAUUUGGAGAGCGUCGUUGAGAAUGACCCCAUAUCAGCAAGAAACUUUUCAAAAAAGGCGUCCCCGGAAGACUUGCCUCUGCCGUCCACCGUCACCUCGUCUUCCUCCAACCCUAGCUCCAAGCCAGAAAUCCCCAAAUCAAAGCCUGAACCCUCCUUUAAAUCCCUCGCCGAGGAGCAGAUCAACGAGACGACAGAGGAGAAUGUUUCUCGGCGGCGAACGAGACUGACAGAGGGACAAGGAGGGGCAGGGGAAUUGGUGUUGGGAUUGGGAGUCUUUGCACAGGAAAUUUUCUCGCAGGAUAGCCAGUGGUGGAGGCAGCGAAGGGCUAUUCGGAGGAUGAGUGAAACUCUCAAGAAAAAUCGUCUCCUCGAAGAACAAUGUACUGAGGCUAGGAGUGUUGUUGGUGAAAAGAAUGGUGAGGGUACAGGGGCAUCAGAGAUACAUGAUGAGGUUGGUGAAAGAACCAUUGAGGGUAGAGGUGCAGCAUCAGAGGUGCAUGAUGAGGUUGGUGAAAAAAUCACUGAUGGUAGAGGUGCAGCAUCAGAGAGAGUGGGCUCAACCAUUUUAGAAGCAGUGGACUUCAAGGAGCACAUACUGAUGAAGCUGAUAUGGAUAAUUUUAGUGAUGACCAGUGUGCACUUAUGA
Molecule: messenger RNA, 2034 nt
Organism: Striga hermonthica
Lineage: Eukaryota; Viridiplantae; Streptophyta; Magnoliopsida; Lamiales; Orobanchaceae
Source: the annotation of a GenBank genome assembly